AAACAAAGUGUAACAAAAUAUGAACAAUUUAACUAUAAGGAAAUAUAAAAAUAGGAGCAGUAUAUACAGUAAGAAUAUAUAGUGUGUGGAUCACUUACAAACAAUAGCAGGUAAAACAUAUUAUAAAAGAAGUCAAAUUGACAACAGUAAAGGAGAAAAAGCUCAACAGUGAGCGAGAGCUGCUGUAACAAGCCAUCUUGAAAUAAUAUAUCUAUCCAUCUAUCUAUCUUUAUCCUGUAUUUUACACUGAUGUUCAUUAACGUGCUCUGUCCCUAUCAAAUGAAUAAAUACAUAAAUAGUUAGGUUGUGACAGUAAAUACAUGUCCCGUCACUAACACCAUUUAUGUUGUUCUUUUUGUAUGAAAAGCAAAAAAAAAAGUAAAGAAAUAAAAAGUGUAAAUUUUCAGUGUUCAAUAUGACACUUUUAUUUUGAAGACAAUAACCGUAUUUCCGGUUGCAUCGUCCUCAGCUCUUCGCUUGCUGCUGCAAUCUUGAGCGGUAGUGACUGAUGAGUGCAGUGUUGCUGUGUGGAGUACAGCUGCUCUCCUUUCUUUCUUCAACCUACAUUUUACCAGUUUUAUUCUGUGUUUUUACGGAUCAUUUCCUCCAGAAGGUGAAGCUUUAACAGCCCGUGUGGAAGAUGUCUGUGGCCGGACUGAAGAAGCAGUUCCACAAAGCCAGUCAGCUACUCAGUGAGAAGAUCAGCGGGGCCGAGGGGACCAAGCUGGAUGAAGACUUCAUGGAGAUGGAGAGGAAAAUUGAUGUGACCAACAAGUCGGUGUUUGACCUCUUGUCCAAAACAACAGAAUACCUCCAGCCUAACCCAGCCUCUCGAGCCAAACUGAACAUGCUGAACACGGUGUCUAAGAUGCGGGGCCAGGUGAAGACCACUGGGUAUCCUCAGACCGAAGGCCUGCUGGGAGACUGCAUGCUGCGAUACGGCAACGAGCUGGGAGACGACUCCGUCUUCGGCUGUGCUCUGGUGGAUAUGGGCGAGGCCAUGAGGCAGAUGGCGGAUGUGAAGGACUCCCUGGACAUAAGUGUCAAACAAAACUUUGUUGACCCUCUGCAGAAUCUGCAGGACAAGGACCUCAAAGAAAUCACGCACCACCUGAAGAAGCUGGAGGGCCGCCGGUUAGACUUUGACUACAAGAAGAAGCGUCAGGGGAAGAUCCCAGACGAGGAGAUCCGGCAGGCUGUGGAGAAGUUUGACGAGAGCAAAGAGCUCGCCGAGAGGAGCAUGUUCAACUUCCUGGAGAAUGAUGUGGAGCAGGUGAGCCAGCUGUCGGCGCUGAUCGAGGCGGCCGUAGAGUACCACAGGCAGUCCUGUGAAAUCCUGGAGGAGCUCAGUGGAAAGCUGCAGAAGAGGAUAUCCACAGCCAGCAGCCGGCCCAAGAGAGAGUUCAAACCAAAGUCCAUCAUGAGCAGCGUGGAGAUGCUGGACAACAAUCAGCACAACGGCCUGUCCUACAGCUCCUCGCUCAGAUCCACCGAUAUCCAGAUCAACCACACAGUCAAUGGGAAAACUGAUCAUAUAAGCUCUGUUCCACUGUCAUGGCCUGAGAGCCCCACCACCAAUGGCAAUAUUCACCAGUCGGAGGUGCUGGACCAGCCGUGCUGCCGCUCCCUCUACGACUUCGAGCCCGAGAACGAGGGCGAGCUGGGCUUCAAGGAGGGCGACAUCAUCAUCCUCACCAACCAGAUAGACGAGAACUGGUACGAGGGCAUGAUCAACGGCGAGUCCGGCUUUUUCCCCAUCAACUACGUGGACGUCAUCGUCCCCCUGCCUCAGUGAAGACCGACGACCUCGAGUCCUCCAAAGACUGCGUGAAACGCACGGGGGGUGGCGGCUCAGCCCGUUUUCAAGCCGAGCCGGAGAGGUAGUAGAUCUGUCCCCCAAGUUGACUUGAGAUCAAAUUUCGCUGAUUACAUUGUUUCCUCUGUUGACAUUUAUGAACCUGAAGCCAACUGAAACCCAAGCCAUUAAGCGGGACACUGCCUGGUCGGAUCCUCUCGGUCUGACCGCGGUGAAAAUGUCGUCUCUUCCCAUCAGUCCCUCACAAAGACGCUGCUCCCUGUUCAUGCUUGUUGCCUCGUUUUUACCCCCAUCACCACAAACUGUAUGUGUCCACAGGGACGUUUUUUUAACGCGAGGGAUUGCCUUGCUUCCCAGCGUUGAAGGCUUGAUGGGCUGCCACUAGACACCUGAUUGGACGAACGCUUUCCCUCCGUGGGCUGCUGCUCCUGCAGCUUUCAAACCGGAACCAA
Sebastes umbrosus (honeycomb rockfish) is the source of this 2268-nucleotide messenger RNA. RefSeq names its product SH3-domain GRB2-like 3a (gene sh3gl3a). Gene Ontology annotation, molecular function: protein binding. Gene Ontology annotation, biological process: synaptic vesicle uncoating. Gene Ontology annotation, cellular component: cytoplasm; glutamatergic synapse; presynapse. Lineage: Eukaryota; Metazoa; Chordata; Actinopteri; Perciformes; Sebastidae. Bases 641 to 1795 code for a protein of 384 amino acids. The record is from RefSeq and is a predicted model, not a curated record. The transcript is spliced from 11 exons.